Molecule: messenger RNA, 2058 nt
Organism: Ornithorhynchus anatinus (platypus)
Lineage: Eukaryota; Metazoa; Chordata; Mammalia; Monotremata; Ornithorhynchidae
Product: ectonucleoside triphosphate diphosphohydrolase 8-like
Exons: 10
Coding region: 201-1634 (477 amino acids)
Biological process (GO): nucleoside diphosphate catabolic process
Cellular component (GO): plasma membrane
Molecular function (GO): UDP phosphatase activity; GDP phosphatase activity
Source: RefSeq, a predicted model, not a curated record
CAGUUUCUGGGGCAGAACUAGAGGAGGCUACUAGCCCGAGUGUGGGCGGCCACGGGACCCAAAAUCCGGCAAGGUCAAUAGAGACCUCCUCCUCUUCCCUUGACACCAUCAGCUACACUGACCUCACCGGUGUUCUGGCUCGCUCCAAGAGGUAGGGUACAGUUCCCAGCCAAGGCCCGGGUGUUUGAUCCAGUUGCAGGAUGGGGCUGAAGCGCGUUGUGAUCGGUACCCUUUCCUUCCUGAUCUUAUGUAUCGUGGCCGCCCUGGUCCUCAACUGGUGUGGGAAAAUCAGUGUUCCAGGCAACAAGUACGGGAUGGUGUUCGACGCCGGCUCCUCGCACACCAAGCUCUUCUUGUACGAGUGGCCGGCAGAGAAGGAGAACGGCACCGGCCUCGUCUUCGAGAUCCAGAGCUGUGAGGUCAAAGGCGCGGGCAUCUCCAGCUACGCCAACCAACCGCAGGAAGCCGGGAAUUCUCUCCGGGAGUGUCUGGACCAGGCCAUGAAGGUCAUCCCCCCGGCCAGGCAGAGGAAGACGCCCGCCUUCCUCGGUGCCACUGCCGGCAUGCGGCUUCUCAGGUUGCGGAACAAGACGGCGGCAGACCAGAUCAUGGAAGAAGUGGCUAAGACCAUCAGUUGUUACCCCGUAGACUUCCGGGCAGCACAAAUCAUCUCAGGGAAAGAGGAAGGAGGUUAUGGCUGGCUCACUAUCAACUACCUCCUGAAAUCCUUCACUGAGGGAAAGGAGGUCCUGGGGGCCCUGGAUCUGGGAGGAGCCUCCACCCAGAUCAGCUUCAUUCCCCACGGUGGCGUCAAAAACCCAAACACAUCCUCCAGCUACCAGCUGUAUGGGCGCGACUAUUCCAUCUACACACACAGCUACCUCUGCUACGGGCAGGACCAGGCACGGAAGCAAGUCGUCCAGAGACUCGUGGAGAAAAACCCCCAAACCGAGGUCCAGCACCCCUGUUACCCCAAGGAUUUCAAAAGGACAGUGAACCUCGGUGAAGAGUUGGCCAGUCCCUGCACGAAUCAGCAGUCGGCCAUCCAGUCGGGGCCCCCAGAACGGGUCCUGAGAGGGACGGGGAAUUUCGACCAGUGCCAGAAAGUCGUCCUUCAGAUCUUCAACUUCUCCGGCUGCCAGACCGAACACUGUGCUUUCAAUGGGAUCUACCAGCCUCCGAUCACCGGGAAGUUCUAUGCUUUCUCUGCCUACUACUAUACCUUCAACUUCCUCAACCUGAUCUCCGAGGAAAACGUGACCGAGGUCGAAAACACCAUUAGGAGGUUCUGCACCCGGUCCUGGGAUGACCUCAGGAGGAGUUACCCAAAGGAGGAGGAGAAGAGAUUGCAGAACUACUGUGGCAACGCCGUCUACAUCCUCACCCUCCUCCUGCGAGGCUACAAGUUCACCGAAGCAAACUGGAGCUCCAUCAAGUUCAAGCAGCACGCUGGCGACUCAGAGAUCGGCUGGACGCUGGGCUACGUGCUGAACCUGACCAACUCCAUCCCCCAGGGCAAGAAAAAGUUUAUCCAUGAGUUUAAGCCCUGGGUGGCCUCCAUCUUCUUCAUCUCCCUGGUGCUGUUGGUGGCCGUCGUCCUGCUGGUCGCCGUCAUCUGUGAAAAGGGAGAGUAGGGAUUUGGAUUUUCCUAGGGCUUCAUGCCUCUUGCCACAGUCUCAGAAUUGGUUUUCUCCUGGGUUCGGGAAAGAGGGCUCCCUCUGAUCUUCGUCUGCUCUCCCUGCUGCGGGGACCCCUCGAUGUCCUCUCCCGGGGGAGCGGGGCUGGGAGGGAAUGAAAGGGGACCCCGAGUGGGAAUGAUGGGUAGGUGUGGGAGGGAAGGAUGGGUAAGAUUGAGAAGUAAUUGUGGGUAAUCCUAGGAGGGAAUCAGGGGUCAUCCUGGGAGGAAAUAAUAAGGAAGGCUAGGAAAUAAUGAUGUGUAAACUUGGGAGGGAAUGAUAGAUAAACCUGGAAGGGAAUGAUGUGCAAUCUUAAUAAUGUUGGUAUUUGUUAAGCGCUUACUAUGUGCCGAGCACUGUUCUAAGCGCUGGGGUAGACAUA